AUUAGAAAGAAUAGUUUGGAAUUUAGAGUCAAUCUAUUUCUAGGGAAGAGUGUGGGAAACUGGGAAUCGUAAUCAUCUUUUCCACGUAGCAUCAAAUCAUUUACUAAUAUUAUAUUAAUAAAAUAAACCCCCUUUUCUAGCUCACAUUAUUAAGAAACUGAACUCCGAUUCCCAAAAUAUUCAUUUGCCAGCAAAAAACCUCACUAAGAAAAAACAGCUCGAUCAUGGCAUCUCUAGGAUUCGCUCGCCAGAUCAGCAAUUCGUCGGCGGAUUUACUAGUGGCGCCGCCGCGCCGGAGUCGGAGCUGCUGCCCCGGCAGAAACCGAGUCGAUUUCAGGGUGUUCGCUCAGUCCGAUGCGGAGCCUGAUCUCAGCGUGGUGGUCAAUGGGUUGAAAAUGCCCAACCCGUUUGUGAUCGGGUCGGGUCCUCCGGGUACCAACUACACCGUCAUGAAACGGGCCUUUGAUGAAGGUUGGGGUGCCGUCAUCGCCAAAACGGUGUCGCUGGAUGCUGCAAAAGUUGUAAAUGUUACACCUCGGUACGCCAAAUUACGAGCCGGAGCAAACGGCUCAGCAAAAGGACAGAUAAUAGGGUGGCAGAACAUUGAGCUCAUUAGUGACAGGCCUUUAGAGACAAUGCUAAAAGAAUUUAAACGUCUGAAAGAAGAAUAUCCCAACAGGAUUCUUAUUGCUUCGAUUAUGGAAGAGCCCGUCAAAGAAGAUUGGGAGGAACUCAUUGACCGAUGCGAACAAGUUGGAGUUGAUGCUUUCGAGAUUAAUUUUUCGUGCCCGCACGGUAUGCCGGAGCGUAAAAUGGGAGCUGCGGUUGGUCAAGAUUGUGCUUUGUUGGAGGAAGUUUGUGGAUGGAUAAAUGCAAAAGCAACUAUUCCCGUUUGGGCUAAGAUGACACCGAAUAUCACCGAUAUUACCCAGCCUGCUAGAGUUUCUCUGCAAAGUGGAUGUGAAGGGGUUGCUGCAAUAAAUACAAUCAUGAGCGUCAUGGGAAUUAAUCUCGAUACAUUGCGACCCGAGCCUUGUGUGGAGGGAUACUCAACGCCCGGUGGAUACUCGUCAAAGGCUGUUCAUCCUAUUGCGCUUGCGAAAGUGAUGAGCAUUGCAAAGAUGAUGAAAACAGAAUUUGCCGACAAAGAAUAUUCCCUUUCUGCUAUUGGAGGUGUCGAGACUGGUGGCGAUGCAGCCGAGUUCAUACUUCUUGGAGCUAAUACAGUUCAGGUCUGCACUGGCGUUAUGAUGCAUGGAUAUGGUCUCGUAAAGACUCUUUGCUCCGAGCUUCAAGAUUUCAUGAAAAAGCACAAUUUUUCAUCCAUCGAAGAUUUCAGAGGGGCUUCACUCGAGUAUUUCACCACACAUACUGAUUUAGUGAGAAUGCAACAAGAAGCAAUCCGUGAAAGAAAAGCGAUCAAGAAAGGACUACAAUCCGAUAAAGACUGGACCGGAGAUGGUUUUGUGAAGGAAACCGAAAGCAUGGUUUCGAAUUAAAAUGGGUAAAUACCGUCGAAUCUUCCUCUUCGUUGUACUUUUUUUUCUUUUUCUUUUUUCUUUUUUAAAUGAGAAUAAAUGGUCUAUGUUAAAACCACAACUCCCCAGGUUAACUAUUUUUUUUUUUUUUUUGCUAUUAAUGAAUAAGUGGAAAUGUUUCUACUUAUGUUGCUUGGUGGACAGUAACAAUCAAUAAUUAACUGUUGAAUUUUCUUUGCCUGUGUGUAUUUGUACAGAUGAUGCAGUCAGUAAUUGUUGUUUUUGUUUUUAUUUAUU
Molecule: messenger RNA, 1775 nt
Organism: Erythranthe guttata (spotted monkey flower)
Lineage: Eukaryota; Viridiplantae; Streptophyta; Magnoliopsida; Lamiales; Phrymaceae
Gene: PYD1
Product: pyrimidine 1
Biological process (GO): uracil catabolic process; thymine catabolic process
Cellular component (GO): cytoplasm
Molecular function (GO): uracil binding; dihydropyrimidine dehydrogenase (NADP+) activity; NADP binding
Source: RefSeq, a predicted model, not a curated record